CGCUGUCCUGACGUGACGACGCCGCCGGCCGGGCUGGGCUGGAGCGGACGGCGCCGAGGCGUCUCGCGGGGCCGGUGCCUCCCGCAGCCUCGGGGAAGUGGCUCCGCGUGCAGCGACUCUCCGGUCGGGCCGCGUUUGGUUUCUCCGGAGCCAAACCGGCCUUCGCGGGCGGCUCCCGAGUCCUCCCGCUGCGGGCGUCGGCGCUGCGGGGCUUCGCCGGGCGCGUGGCCAAGGUCCCGGGCGGCGGACGCGCCCCGGAGCGCACACGCGCGGGGGCGAAGGGGCUCCGUUCCCUGAAGCGGCAGCGGCCCGAAGUGGAGAGAUCCCGCUGCUCCCGGAGGUCGAGGCGUCGCGGCAAGAUCACGGCGGUGAGGACGAAAGCUAAUUUGAAAGGAGAGAGAAGACCUCUAAAAAGGCUUGUGGAAACAUCUCUGUCUGUAACUGUGUGUAAGCAGCGAAGGAAAAAUUGAUCCCCAGCAAAACUAACAAAAAUUGAAGCAGGUUUAUGUGUGUGUCAUCGGUUCUACCCAGAAGUCGAAGAAUCCUCCUUUGAAUUGAAGGACUGUAUGCCUUUCUUGAGAGGAUGACUUUUCAGUUUAAUUUUACUAUAGAAAACCAUCUGGAAAAUGAAUCCACACCCCUUGGAGAUGGAACUUUGGCCCUGGAUUCCUCCAAAGAGUCUUCAGUCUCAGAAAAUAAAAAAGGUCGACGUAGGGACAGAAAACGUUCUACAGAACAGCUUGAGUGGCCUCAGGAUCAUUUGUUGGAGUGUAAGCCAGUGGGCAGCACAGCUCCCUCUCAAGACACAGACGGCUCAGUCAGUGCAGCAAACAGCUCACGUAACCUGGAGCCGCAUGAAAACCAUCCCUGCGUGAGAGUGGCCAAAGAGCAUCCUCUGCCCGAAGAUGUAAUCAAAGUGCUAGAAAACAAAGUCGUGGAAACAUUACCAGGUCCCCAACAUGUUAAUGUAUCCAUUGUGAAAACCAUCUUGUUGAAAGAGAAUGUCGCUGGAGAAAACAUAGUGUCACAAAGCAUUUCUUCUCACUCUGAUCUGAUUUCAGGGGUUUAUGAAGGAGGCUUAAAAAUCUGGGAAUGUACCUUUGACCUACUGGCUUAUUUCACAAAGGCCCAGGUAAAAUUUGCUGGGAAGAAAGUGUUGGAUCUUGGCUGUGGAUCCGGGUUGCUCGGUAUAGCGGCAUUCAAGGGAGGGGCCCGAGAAAUUCAUUUUCAAGAUUAUAACAGCACGGUGAUUGAUGAAGUAACCUUACCUAAUGUAGUGGCUAACUUCACUGUGGAAGAUGAAGGAAAUGAUGUCAACGAACCCAAUGUGAAACGUCGCAGGAAAUCAGAAAUAGCACAAGAAUUAUGUAAAUGCCGGUUCUUUUCAGGGGAGUGGUCUGAGUUUUGUAAGCUUGUACUAAGUAGUGAGAACUUCUUUGAAAAAUAUGAUCUCAUUCUCACCUCAGAAACCAUUUACAAUCCAGAUUAUUACAGUACUUUGCACCAGACAUUCCUUGGAUUGUUAGAUAAGAAUGGACGGGUGCUUUUAGCAAGCAAAGCACAUUAUUUUGGUGUAGGUGGAGGCACUUAUCUCUUUCAGAAGUUUGUAGAAGAAAGGAAUGUAUUUGAGACCAGAACACUUGAAAUAGUUGAUGAAGGACUAAAGAGAUUUCUAAUUGAAAUGACUUUUAAGUAACCGAUUUAUUGUCCACCGAGUGUCCUAAGUGAAACAAACAGCAUAGCCAAAAACUUGUUUCGAAUAUUUGAGUUCUGCUUUGCUAUUAUUUUUUUAACUAUGAUGUUUGUUUAUCCAAAUAAUAUACCAGCUAUAUUAAUAACAUGUACUUGCUAGGGAAGACUGAAUAAAUAGUGUCCUGAGCAUUUGA
Lutra lutra (Eurasian river otter) is the source of this 1886-nucleotide messenger RNA. RefSeq names its product methyltransferase like 18 (gene METTL18). NCBI's taxonomy places the organism in Eukaryota, Metazoa, Chordata, Mammalia, Carnivora, Mustelidae. Gene Ontology annotation, molecular function: protein-L-histidine N-tele-methyltransferase activity. Gene Ontology annotation, biological process: peptidyl-histidine methylation, to form tele-methylhistidine. The coding region runs from base 584 to 1696 and encodes 370 amino acids. The record is from RefSeq and is a predicted model, not a curated record. The transcript is spliced from 2 exons.